Messenger RNA from Oncorhynchus masou masou (cherry salmon), 1207 nucleotides. RefSeq names its product leukocyte cell-derived chemotaxin 1-like. The coding region runs from base 188 to 1141 and encodes 317 amino acids. Gene Ontology annotation, biological process: negative regulation of endothelial cell proliferation; negative regulation of angiogenesis. NCBI's taxonomy places the organism in Eukaryota, Metazoa, Chordata, Actinopteri, Salmoniformes, Salmonidae. The transcript has 7 exons. The record is from RefSeq and is a predicted model, not a curated record.
AGGUAAUAUAACAAUCAUCGCGCAUGAAUAGGCAGUUUGGUUAGCCCUGCCCUGUCCCAGAGAGAGAGAGAGAGAGGGAGAGAGGGAGAGAGACAGAGAGCAAGAGAGCGAGAGAGAGAGAGAGAGACAGAGAGGGAGAGAGGAUUAGCGGACACCUUUGCUCAGGCUCUCAGACCCACUCGCAGCCAUGGCCGAGAGUUCAGAUAAGGUGCCCAUCGCUUUAGCGGGACCAGAGGACAUGCAACAGUUUAUGCCACCUGCAUACACUGCGGUGGCAGUUAAACCGGUGGCCACCGGCCGCCUGCUGAAGUCCGGGAUUGUGGUUUUGAUCGCCGGGGCAAUACUGCUGCUGUUCGGGGCCAUCGGAGCUUUUUACUUCUGGAAUAUUAACGACAAACAUGUCUACAACGUCCACUACAGCAUGAGUAUUAAUGGUAAGGUGGAGGAGGGCUCUAUGGAGAUUGACGCUACCAACAACAUGGAGAGGUUCUGUACUGGGAGUGGAACUGAGGAGGCAGUGGAGGUCCACGACUUCCAGAUUGGUAUAACUGGCAUCCGUUUUGCUGGAGGAGAGAAGUGUUACAUUAAGACCCAGGUCAAAGCUCAUCUGCCUGACGUGGAAACACUCAACAAAGACUCUCUUCUAUUCGACCUGGAGGAUGAGGUGAUGCCUGCUAAGUUUGAGGAGGACUCUCUGAUCUGGGUGGCGGCUGACAUGCCCCUCUCUGACCCCACCUUCCUCAGCUCCAAGAUCCGUGAUUUGUGUGGAAGCCUGCCAAUCUUCUGGCUCCGCCCUACCUACCCCAACGGUGGGCAGAGGAAGAGGAGGGCAGCCCCUCGGCAGCGCCGCCAGGCACCGGGGGCAGAGGAGGAAGUGGACCCGGAAGCAGAAUUUAACCCCGAGAACCCCUAUCAUCGUGGUCUGGAGGGCGAGGAGGGCACCAUGACCUUUGACCCCAUGCUGGACCACCAGGGCGUGUGCUGUACGGAGUGCCGGAGGAGCCACACCCAGUGCCAGAGGAUCUGUGAGCCCCUGGGCGGGUUCCAACCCUGGCCCUACCACUACCGCGGGUGCAGGGUGGCCUGCAGAGUCAUCAUGCCCUGCCGCUGGUGGGUGGGUCGCAUUCUGGGCAUCCUCUAAACACUCCCUGCCUAGACCUGGAGUGGUAGAGUCCAGAGAAAGACAGGUGGUGGAGAGAGAGAGAGA